CUUUUCUUUGCUAGGAGUUUGCAAGAGUUCUCACUGUCCUUUGGGAAUGCCAGAAGAUCCUCCGGCCUACGGCAGAUGUGCAGAUGGCUGCCAGAACCAAAUGUCUUUUGACCCAAAUAGAAAAUUUUGAACUGGAAGUAGGACAGAAGAAUGGCAAAGUGUCAGGGACUCCCUGGCCUGGGGCCUGCUCUAGUUAGUGAUAGCAUAUAUAAGUUGCUGUUGAAAGGCAAACGCUCCUGAGAAACGUCCAUAUCUUCAGGACGAAUUAGAGAGACACCAAAAGCAUUUUCUAAGAACAGGAGAAGAUGGAGAACCUUUUGAUGGUGCUGUUGUUUGCCAUGGUCCUCCUGACAGCCCCCUGCUGUUGCGAAGCAGAUACAAACCGGGCCAUCGAUGAAGGGAUCAAGAUAAAGCGGGAAGUAGCCAGUGCCUUUGUGAGAAGGCAGAAGCGGUCAUAUCCAUAUUAUGAAAGGUACUAUGAGAGGUUCAAGUCCCCCAUGGAGAUGAAGCAAGAGCAAUGCGAAAACUAUGCACCCUGUGACUACUAUUCCGAAGUUGUGGGCUUUCAUGCAGCCUACAGCCAUUUCUUUGGACAUGUCUAAAACUGGACUUUUUCUUCAUGUACUUACCUGGCAGGGACACCUGCGGGGGCAAAUCCAAUUGGGGAAGGGGCAGGGGGAAGCAAGAGGUUGAGCAGGGGAAGGGAAAUAGCAGGCUGGACGCCAGGCAUUUGGCUAACAUUUACACAACUGUUUCUCCCCAUUUGCAAAAAAAUAAAAAAAUGUAGUACUUCUUUCUUCUAAGGAGGGUUUUUUUUUGCCCACAAUUGGAUAGUGGCUGCCUUGUUGGUAGAGAAAUGAAUCCACUCUAGGUUUUAGUACAAACUUUAAAUACAAGGUAUAGUGUCUGUUUUGGAGAUGGGAGUGAGUACCUUGGAUUACUCUGUUGAAAUCUGGGUUAAAAUUCCGAGUGGAUUUGCUACUUUGUUGACAUGGAAACUGCUGAGUUAUUAACCCAUGAGCCACAGCAUUUGCUGGAGAGUCAUUGCCAUUCUGUGAGAAGAAGAGCAGGUAGGGUGGAUCAGAUAGAACUGGGCCAAGCAACCACCAACCCUUUAAUUGUUCUGAAUGACAACUUUCAUCAGUUUAUAUUUUAUACUUUAAAAUAUAUUUUUAUUUUUAUUGUUGACCCCAAUCCCCCUUCCCCCGGACAUAAAAUGUAUACAAUAAACUACAGAAAUUACAUUUGAAA
Molecule: messenger RNA, 1251 nt
Organism: Anolis carolinensis (green anole)
Lineage: Eukaryota; Metazoa; Chordata; Lepidosauria; Squamata; Anolidae
Product: matrix Gla protein
Exons: 4
Coding region: 306-602 (98 amino acids)
Biological process (GO): bone development; response to vitamin K; osteoblast differentiation
Cellular component (GO): extracellular region
Molecular function (GO): calcium ion binding; hydroxyapatite binding; structural constituent of bone
Source: RefSeq, a predicted model, not a curated record